GUUGAGGUUCAGGCUCUUUUUAGGUUCUGUUCAGGUUCAGCCUCUUUUCAGGCUCUGUUCAGGUUCAGGCUCUUUUUAGGUUCUGUUCAAGUUCAGGCUCUUGUUAGGUUCUGUUCAGGUUCAGGCUCUUUUUAGGUUUUGUUCAGGUUCAGGCUCCGUUCAGGCUCCGUCCAGCAGGGCUUUCUCGCCCCUCCUCCUCGUCCGCUAGGCAGACACACCUUUCCGCUGGUCCUCCAGCGUUUCUUACCUUCUUGUUGCUCCUCUCAGCCUCGUUGUCUGGCGGUGAACUUUCACCCCAGCUGCUUGGGAAAUGUCAUACAGACAGAGGCCCGUGCUGCAGUAGGGGGGCGUAAUAGGAAGGGGGGGGGAAAAAUAACAUUUUUUACCGCUCUCACUGCAUCAUUUAUCCGCGUCUCUGCCGUGCAAGUGCCACAUCCCGCUACCAGCAGCAGCCGCCGCCGCCGCCGCCGAAAACUCACCGCAGUCUCAAUGCUCAUUUCGCAUUAGGGGCUAAUAGAUAUAUAUAUAUAUAUAUUUAUAUAUAUAAAAAAACCCUGCCAGACAUGGGGCAGAACAUCAGUCUUCUCUUGAAGAUAUCCAUCCAGCAAACCAACUGGCUCAUGGUGCAGCUGCCCAGCCGAAGAUCCUGGGACUGAGACGUGGAUCUCUUUAUACUAAUGGCCUGGACUGAGUUUCAGCUGGUCUGCUGAAGCUAUGGGGAGCUGCUGGAGCUGUCUGUACAGAGACCCCAUCCGAGACAACCACCUCACCAAAUUUAAGGUCAUAAAUGUGGAUGAUGAGGGCAAUGAGCUGGGCUCUGGGAUCAUGGAGCUCACGCAGACUGAGCUGAUCCUCCACACGCGUAAGAGAGACGCCAUCCGGUGGCCGUAUCUCUGCCUGCGCCGCUACGGCUAUGACUCCAACCUGUUCUCCUUUGAGAGCGGCCGCCGCUGUCAGACCGGACAGGGAAUCUUUGCAUUCAAGUGUUCCCGGGCCGAAGAGAUCUUCAAUCUGCUCCAGGAGCUGAUGCAGUGUAACAGCAUCAAUGUGGUGGAGGAGUCGAUGAUGAUGAGUCGCAGUGGCCACACACCAGAGAUGGACAUGUCUCACGCACCACAGACUCCCAACACCCCAGCAUUUCCUGUCCAGUCUUUUCCCAAUGGAUACCCUGGUUAUCCAAUCAGAGGGGAUUCCUCCCAACCCUCGCUUGCCGAUGAUCAUGGACACAGCCUCAUGGGUUUGGAAGACCAGACCCACACCUAUGUAAAUACUGUGAGCAUGGAGGGGGACCUCUCCAUGCGUCACUGUGUGCACUCUCUUCCUGAGGUGCGUCCCAGCACUUUCCCUGAAGCGACGCGGGGACCCAUGCCCGUCGGGGGCCAAGGGAACCCUCAGUCCAACCUGCGGUGUUGUCCCCUCGAGGAGCAUAAAGAGCCUCAGGUGUUCUUACAGCCGUCUUCACAGGAGGCCAAGUUCAUGCUGGGUCCCACGCCAGUGCAGCGCCAUCUGCUGGAGAGGGAGCGGGAGCGGCACGGCCACAACCCCCACAGCCUUCAGCCAGUAGAGGGCGCCACAGGCUCAGAGACGGAAGGAGACGACCCUCCCAUGCACCUGUGCAACUCGCAUUCCUAUCACCAUUUCCAUCACCACGCGCACCGGCACCCGGGCCACGACCACCCAGACAGCUGCCCGGCGAGCGGCGAGCUCACCUACGAGAACAUCAACGGCCUGCGGAGCGGCCGCAAGCAGCGCCUGAGCCCCAGCAGCAUGUCCCAGUCCGUGGGCUCCAGCAGCAGCAGCAGCACGGGGGACAGCCACUCGCACGCCCUCUUGCACCCGCACGCCCACGGCCCGUCGUCUCUACCGCCACAGGGCUACGCCUGUGAGAGGGGCCUGGGCGGAGGCCAUCGCCGGACAGCUCUUCUCAAUUACGAGAACUUGCCCUCUCUGCCGCCGGUGUGGGAGUACAGCGCUCUGCAGCGGGAUGACGAGCAGGAAGAAGAUGACGACGACGAUCAGGACGAUGAGGACUACGACGAAGAGGAGGAAGACUUUGACGAGUACGAGUUCUCAGAGGGCCCGGGGACGCCUAACGGGUACCACCAGGACAGCCGGGGGAUCCACAGGGAUGCCCUCCAGAACUAUGUCAACACAGAGCAGGUCCAGCCCUCCCGGCUUCGACACGCGUGCCCUCCGCAUCCGCGGCAGUGCCAGCCAGACAGGGGGGGCAGAAUAUUUAGCUUCGAUUUCCGCAGACGAUCGCGAUCAGGGGUCGGGGGCUGUGAGCACAGUCACAUGCCUCCUUCGCGGCAGCUGAACUACAUCCAGGUGGACCUGGAGGGAGAACCUCCCUGCCCAUCCCUCAGCAGCGGGGGUGUCCAGACACAGCACCAGCGCCUACCACCCAAAAAGUGUGGUCCACAGGCCCCCCGGCGCAGCGAAUGCUACGCAGUCAUCGACCUGAAGAAGACCGCCGCCAUGUCCAACCUGCAGAAAGCGCUGCCCAGGGAUGAUGGGACUUCCAGAAAGACUCGCCACAACAGCACAGACCUGCCUCUGUAAACGAAGUUCAAACUGAAGAGGAGUGAUGAAGACAGAUGAAGGCUUAUCCUCACCUUAGCACACUGGACCCUUCACUGUCAUCCAUCCAUUCAGUUGUGGAGCUGACUGGCACGGUACAGGUACCCAAGUUAGACACAGAAAUCUAUUUGUGCUUAGAAAAGGGAAUGAGAAAAGUUUUUGUCUUAUUUUAGGUUCCGUUGAAUGAACACUCAGUGUAAAGCUCUUUUUGAUAGUAUUAAGUAUAUUUCUACAUAUACUUAGCUAUGCUCCAGCAGAGAGCUGACAUCUCCAUUUUCAGUUUUUAUUCCCAGACGAUCUACACUUACAAUCAUACUGCUCCCAUCGUUCACCCUCAUUGCAUUGUCUUUAUUUGUUUCUUUAACUUAAACACUAUGAACGUCAGUGAUGCGACCCUCAUUUCUGAAGCCUAGUGUCUGGCGUGACGGAUGGUUAAUGGUUCCUCCCAGGUACUGGCCAGUGUUCAUACCUCAUAUCAAGCACUUAAAGCUCAUUUUGUGGCUAGUAGAUGAGACCAUAAUUUGUUACUGUAUGCCUGUAGAGCAUUUUGCACACAAUCCUUUUGAAUUGUAUAGAAUCAUAUUUUGGGAAUUGUUUAAUCUAGUCUAAGUUUUGAAAAAAAAAGAAGAAGAAAAGAAAGGAGAUCAGCUUAAAUGAGUAAAAUUGAUGGGGAUAUAUUUGGAGAGUGAUGGUAAAAGUAGCACACACAAGUUAAAAUGAGCUUUGGCUGUCUUAUGUCAACAUGCAGAAACUUAAAAAGUAGCAUAUCAUGUUCGAUCAUACCUCCCAAGCAUCAUCGGGGGCUUGCAGGGAGUGCGGUUCACGCUUGUCACGAUGCACUUUUGACCCUGGGCCACCGAGGUGCUCAUCGCCGGCACUCCCACCCGUCAGAGCCGCGAAUUGUGUCCUUUUACCAAAAACUAAAUGAAUAAUAGAGGAAACUAAUGAAUAAAUCACUUGUAGUGGACGCUCCGAGACAGCAAUGUAGAUAGGGUUCACUGAAGUGUAUUUGAAGGAGACUUUGAUAACCUCAAUAGUGGCAUUAAGCUAUAACCUCACAUGAAAUGUGCUGAAUCUGUAAUCUGUUAGUUAUCAGGUGCGAAUGGUCUGUUGUAAACGAUAAUCAAGAAUGACGCACAGUCAUGGAGUGACUUUGUUCUCUCUUUAUUUUAGAUGAUUAACUGUCUCGGUCAGAUGAUUAUUUAUUUAUUUAUUUAUUUAUUUUAUGUUUAUGUGUUGGCUGUUUUGAAAAGAAAAAUCCUUUUAGUCUUUCUCCAUAUGAUGACCAGCGUUUUUAGCAGUCCAGUUGGUAACAUGGAGACCAAAGUUUCACCUCAAAGCGUCACUGGACUCUGGUGUAUUACUGUUAUUACUGUGCUUAAAUGUAUUUAAAGAAAAUAAGAGACUGUAUUUAUAUUUUAAGUGCCAAAACUUUAUUGCUAACUGUACGAAGAAUAAAAAUCAAACGUGCCAUUAGGAUUUUUGGGAGAAAAAAAAAACAAACCCUAACAGGAUAGAAAGGCAUAAGAUGAGAACAGGUUUGGGGGGGAGAGGGUGCUUAACCUAAAUCUUUUAGAAAAAAAGGAAAAAAAAGGAAAAAUAGAACAUGCUUUUAAAGAAUAAUAUAAACAAAGAUGAUAAAAACUGCACAUUCCACCUCAUCCACAUCAACUGCCAUUUUGGAGAGAGAUGUUUGAAGGGUUAUCUUGUAGUCCGACAACCACCGUUAGGGUGGUUUAAUGCUGCUACCUGUACAUACUAACAGUAGCCCAACUAAGCUACAGGUAAUUGUCAACAUAAAAAAUCUUCUGAUGUCAAAUCUCUUUCCUUAUUGUUAACAGAAGUAUUAUUGUUGUGUUCCACUGAAUCCUACCCCUCCCUUAUUUUUUCUGAGCAGCGGAAAUGUCAUGAGCCAUUUCAGAGAAUUUCUUCAUCUGGUCAAAAUUUCACUUCAUGAUUAAUUUUUCCGCUAAACUGACUAGCCGGCAGGUGGCGUAAUGCAAGCACAGGCACACUACGGAAUUUUAUUUAUCCCACCCCCAGGAUAUUCACAGGAGCUCGGUCCUCAUAGCUGAUUUGAAAAAAUCCCAGUUAUUGUUGAUUCACGUGACUCUAGUCAGUUUUUGGCUUCUGUCCCAGAUAGACUUAAAUAUCAAAGCAGGUUAAAUGAUUCAAUAUGAAAUCCUCUGGAAUGUUAGAAUUCAAUCCCACGUACAGGAUUUUCCUAUCAAUCACUGCAGUAUUGGUAAAAGAAAAAGCGUGUACUGCUUACAUUUUAGAAGCUCUUACUAUCCAUUGAUAGGCUGUUUUUGCCUCAAACGAGACGGAGUUAAGCUUGCAUCUGGUCACUGUGCCAAAAUCUCUUUAAUUUUACCAGCAGUGAUACUUGUUCAUCCUGACGGUGUUAUGGCUCGUUUUCACAAAAGUAUAUUUUUAUACUAGUCUACCGUCUCCAGUAGUUGUGCCAAACUUGGCGUCUGCCAUAACGUCAUUUUUGUUAGAACUUUUCUUACUUGGAUAAAAAAAAAAAAACGGAAAAUGCUUCCUGUAUUUCUUCAGAAUGUUGCUAUGUGUAGUUUAAUGAUCAGCUAAUCAUGUGUGAAUAGGAUCUCACCAACUGGAGCUUUCAUGCCAGCACCAUUAGCAGUUACUCUCUGGUUUAUUGAUCAUCAAAACAAACUAAUUAAUUAAGUAAUUACUUUUCAACUUUAGGUCUCUGAGGCGCCAUUGUGUGAUUUCAUUCCGCCUGAGUUCAGACCAAGUGCAGCUAUUACCUCACUAUUCACUCCGGCUGACAGCAACAUGUGAUAUUGAUGUUAUCUCAAGCUUUUGAUUUUCAUAACCCUCAGUGUUUAUGCUGGAGGCAAGUUUCACACAGGUGUUGAGGAGCUUGUUAGGAGAUGAUUAUGUGUACGAUUAAUUCUACUGAUAUAAUCUGCAGGGCGAGUAGCCACACGUCAGGAUAACAACUCCUGCCAUCAACUUUGCAAAACUAAAUUUCCUAAAGGGGUUGCUCUGUGUUCACAUGUAACCACAUUCAGAGAAAUGUUCUCAUCGUGCCUUGCGUUUUCAAGUCGGAAAAAACACUUUCAUUGCAGUUUCUAAGAAAAGCCCAUAGUUUAAAAGAAAAAGAGAAAUAAUUGUGCCUGUUGCAGGUUCACAUACUAAAAUUGAAAGUUAUCUAGUAAUUUGAAAAUGUGCCAACUCUUCCUCUAAUCCUUGCUGCUUUUAAAAAUAAUACCAUCUGCUGACAGAAAUCUUAAAUAAGCAUAACUGUUCGUUCUCUGGCUGGGAGUUAGAAGAAACAAUCCACUCUUAUUAGAGCAGUGGUCUUCAUGCUUUACUGUUAUAAAAGAAACCAACUGCAUUUAAACUUUCAUAUAUGUUUUAUCAUGGUCAACAAGAUAGCAUCAUCUUUCCCUUCUUUGCUUUUGCACCAUCAAAUGACAUGAAUUCAACUUGGAUCCAAGCCACAUUCCCCCUCUGGUGAACGGCUCCAUGCUUAUUGCUCGCACUGGAUCCAGGAGCUUCAUUUUGGGCCGGGGGGCAAAAUGAAAUCCCAAUAGUAUUAAAGUAAUGCAAAAACUAUGCUGUCUUUGACAAGUCUCUGAGGAAGACAUCUCCCUGUGCCUGUGCACACACUGGCAAAAAUUCAGAUCCGGCAUCACCCAGUUCAGAUGGUGCCAUCCAGUGCUCGACUGGAAUGCUUUUUCUAUUUACAAUUACAUUAAAUAAAAAUAAAAAAACACAAUAAGAAGCUGUGAUGUAGAGGUAAGAGGUUUUACUCUAAAAUUCCUCCUUUGGAUAAAACAUUUUAGUUAAAAGUUUAAUGGUGGUCAGCGUUAAAGGCUCGU
This is a messenger RNA of Menidia menidia (Atlantic silverside), 6434 nucleotides long. The record is from the annotation of a GenBank genome assembly. Lineage: Eukaryota; Metazoa; Chordata; Actinopteri; Atheriniformes; Atherinopsidae.